Diabrotica balteata is the source of this 299-nucleotide messenger RNA. NCBI's taxonomy places the organism in Eukaryota, Metazoa, Arthropoda, Insecta, Coleoptera, Chrysomelidae. The record is from the annotation of a GenBank genome assembly.
AUGAUUAACUCCACAAAUGAUUACAUUCACGAAAUCACAAUCAGAAUAGAAAAGGCUAGAGCAAAUUUCAACAAAAUGAGAAGAGUUCUAUGUACCAGGGAUUUAAAACUGGAACUAACAGUUAGGUUAGCGAGGUGCUAUGUUUCUUCGAUUUUAUUUUAUGGAAUGGAAUCUUGGACCUUGAAUGCAACAUAAAUGAAAAAACUGUAAUUAUUCGAGCUGCGGGUGUAUAGAAGAAUUCUGAAAAUAUCGUGGACAGAACACGUCACAAACAAAGAGGUUCUGAGAAGGAUGAAUAA